Echinococcus granulosus is the source of this 843-nucleotide messenger RNA. Its product is annotated as Sodium/potassium-transporting ATPase subunit beta-1. NCBI's taxonomy places the organism in Eukaryota, Metazoa, Platyhelminthes, Cestoda, Cyclophyllidea, Taeniidae. Gene Ontology annotation, cellular component: sodium:potassium-exchanging ATPase complex. Bases 1 to 843 code for a protein of 280 amino acids. The transcript has 6 exons. Gene Ontology annotation, biological process: intracellular potassium ion homeostasis; potassium ion import across plasma membrane; sodium ion export across plasma membrane. The record is from RefSeq and is a predicted model, not a curated record. Gene Ontology annotation, molecular function: ATPase activator activity.
AUGGUUCGCUGUAGCGAGAGGUACCGAAACCUUGGCUUGGCAAUUUUCAACCCUAAGGAGAAGAAGUUUUGUGGCCGGACAUGCAGGAGCUGGGCCCUAAUUUUUGUUUAUUAUCUCAUAUUCUACUCUUGUCUUGCUGGAUUUUGGAUCGGAAUGUUAUCCGUGCUUAUUUUUGCAAUGAUUGACACGACUGUUCCGUCAUUAACAGGGAUGCAAAGUCUGCUUAAAUUGAAUCCAGGCUUGGGAAUUCUGCCUCCCGUGGAUAGCGAGGGCACUCUUAUUCAACUGACUCUGUUUGAUAGCAAACAGAAGCAGGACUACCUGAACUUUAUGCAAAGUUACUUGAUGGGCUACAGCAAUAUUUCAACUAAUUGCGACUUUGAAAACGGUACUAGAAUAAACUCUUCAAUACUUGAGCCUUGUGAAUUCCCUCUCUCUCUCCUUGGCCCCUGUGCUGAUCCAGCCGACUACAUAAAUUCCCAUAACAACUUUUGCUUUUACCUUAAGCUCAACAAGAUCUAUGGAUACCUUCCUGACAUUGAAGGAAAUAAGAUUCCCAUUCAAUGCGGUCCUGCCAAUUCUUUUGAUGGCGCUAAUCUUGGUCAGCCAGUUUACUACCCGUCCGUCAGGACCGCUAACGGAACUUUUGGCUACUUUUCUUCUGUUGCCUUCCCAUACCUUAAUCAACCUCACUAUCAAGUGCCUCUUUUGGCUGUCACCUUUCCUGACAUCAAGCCAAACACUGUUGUGAUGGUAUCUUGCGCCGUACUCAAUGUAAAAGACCAGGAACCCUUCCGUUUUGAUUUGGCCAUCGAUAUGGACAGGCCAAUUGCCCUGACUUAG